Molecule: messenger RNA, 5775 nt
Organism: Parascedosporium putredinis
Lineage: Eukaryota; Fungi; Ascomycota; Sordariomycetes; Microascales; Microascaceae
Source: the annotation of a GenBank genome assembly
AUGGGCAUUCCCAUCGAGUUCGACGAUCGACAAACCCAUGUCGACGCAUUGAAUGAGGAAUUCCAUCCUUACGAGUACCAGGAUGAGAACAACUCCUCAUGGGCUGGGGCCCUCCCAGGUCUUUACGACCCGAGCUUAGAAAAGGAUGCUUGUGGUGUCGGGUUUGCGUGCCAUAUCAAAGGCUUGGCCAGCCACAAGAUUGUUAGCGAUGAGUCUAUCCACCUCCUCGAGGAGAUUUCCGAGUCCUUGGGUCUCCGAGUCCUUGGCUGGAGACGGCCUCCCGUGGACUCCACACUCCUCGGCCCUGCUGCCAAGUCGAGAGAGCCCGUCAUCAUGCAGCCAUUUGUUGUGUUGGCCUCUGCCUAUGGCCCUGGGAAUGCGCCUAGCGAGACCCACGCCGAGAACUUUGAUGAGCGCCUCUUUGAAAGGCAGCUUUACGUCCUUCGGAAGCGCGCUACUCACACUAUCGGGCUCAAGAACUGGUUUUAUCUUUGCUCCCUCUCGAACAAGAACAUCGUCUACAAGGGUCAAUUGGCGCCGGUCCAGGUCUACCAAUACUAUUACGACCUCGUCAAUGCCGACUACGAGGCGCACUUCGCCCUGGUUCACUCGCGAUUCUCGACCAACACGUUCCCCUCCUGGGACCGUGCUCAGCCUCUACGAUGGGCUGCCCAUAAUGGUGAGAUCAACACGCUACGCGGAAACAAGAACUGGAUGAGGGCUCGCGAGGGCGUCAUGCGUUCCGAUACCUUUGCUGAUGAGCUCGAGAUGCUCUAUCCUAUUGUUGAGGAAGGCGGUUCCGACUCCGCCGCUUUCGACAAUGUGCUCGAGCUCUUGACCAUCAACGGCGUCCUCUCUUUGCCCGAGGCUGUCAUGCUCAUGGUCCCCGAGGCCUGGCAGGGAAAUGCUCAUAUGGACCCCAAGAAGGCUGCAUUCUAUGAAUGGGCCGCCUGCCAAAUGGAGCCUUGGGACGGCCCAGCCCUAUUUACGUUUGCUGAUGGCCGGUACUGCGGUGCCAACCUUGACCGUAACGGUCUUCGACCGUGUCGUUUCUACGUCAUGGAUGAUGAUCGCAUCAUCUGCGCGUCUGAGGUUGGUACUAUCUAUGUUGACCCUGAGCGAGUCAUCAAGAAGGGCCGUCUUCAACCGGGUCGCAUGUUGCUGGUUGAUACCAAGGAGGGUCGCAUUAUCGACGACGCCGAACUCAAGAACAACGUCUCGAACCGUUUUGACUUCCGCUCUUGGCUUGAUAAGGAGCUCCUCACCUUGCCCAAGGUCUACGAAGAGGCGGCGGCGAAGGCGGACCUGUCUCGAAGCCCGAUGCUACUCCCCUGCAGCAGGAUCCGCUCCUUUUCGCUUUUGGCUACACCCACGAGCAAGCUCCCAGAUUGCCCUACGAGUACUUCCGCCAGCUAUUCGCGCAAGUUACCAACCCCCAUUGACCCUAUCCGAGAGUCGAUCGUCAUGUCUCUUGAUUGUUAUGUAGGGCCCCAGGGCAACCUCUUGGAGAUGAACAGCUCUCAGUGCGGACGCCUUCUCCUCCCCAGCCCGAUCCUCUCUAUUCCCGAGUUCAACUCCUUGACGCACAUGCACAAGAAGCAUCCGGGCUGGUCGGUCAAGACUAUCGACUUGACCUUCUCCAAGAAAGAGGGAGUUGAUGGCUACCUCAAGCAUCUCGAUUUCAUCUGCAGCGAGGCCAUGUCUGCCGUCGAGUCCAAGGACAGGAUUAUCGUCCUCUCGGACAGGAACACCAAUGCCGACCGCGUCGCCGUGUCCACCCUCCUGGCCUCCGGCAUGGUUCACCACCACUUGGUUGCCAACAAGUGGCGAUCCAUGGUCGCCCUCGUCGUCGAGACCGCCGAAGCCCGCGAAGUUCACCACAUGUGUGUCCUUCUCGGCUACGGUGCCGAUGCCAUCAACCCAUACCUUGCCAUGGAGUGUAUUCUCAAGCUGAAUCGCGAGGGGUUGAUUAAGAAGAUGCUCACCGACGAUGAUCUCAUCCGAAACUACAAGCACUCUUGCGAUGGAGGUAUCCUCAAGGUUAUGAGCAAGAUGGGUAUCUCCACGCUGGCGAGUUACAAGGGCGCUCAAAUCUUUGAGGCCCUCGGCCUCGACGAAGUUGUGGUCGACAAGUGCUUCCGUGGCACCGCUUCCCGUAUCCAAGGUGCGACAUUCGAGAUUAUUGCUCAAGAUGCGUUCCGAUUCCAUGAGCGCGGCUUCCCCUCUCGAUACACCGUAGGCAUCGAGUCCCUCCCCGAGUCUGGCGAAUACCACUGGCGUGAUGGCGGAGAGCCUCACGUCAACGACCCGACAGCCAUCGCAAACCUCCAAGAUGCUGUCCGCAGCAAGAAUGACAAGUCUUACGAGGCCUAUUCUCGAAAGGAAUACGAGCAGAUCAAGGCCUGUACUUUGCGCGGCCUGCUCGACUUUAACUUUGAGGAUGCCGAGCCCAUCCACAUCGACCAGGUUGAGCCCUGGACGGAAAUCGUCCGCAGGUUCUGUACCGGUGCCAUGUCGUACGGCUCCAUCUCGAUGGAAUCUCACUCGACUCUCGCCAUCGCUAUGAAUAGGCUCGGCGGCAAGUCGAACACGGGUGAAGGCGGUGAAGACCCCGAGCGCUCCCAGCGCUUCCCCAACGGCGAUACUAUGCGAUCCGCCAUCAAGCAGGUCGCUUCCGGUCGCUUCGGCGUUACCUCUGCUUAUCUGGCGGACUCGGAUGAGCUGCAAAUCAAGAUGGCUCAGGUCUAUUGCGCGAACGCGCCACUCCACCCCGGUGUCGGUUUGAUUUCCCCGCCCCCGCAUCACGACAUCUACUCGAUUGAGGAUCUCAAGCAGUUGAUUUACGACUUGAAGUGCUCCAACCCCAGAUCUCGGGUUUCCGUGAAGUUGGUGUCCGAGGUCGGUGUUGGCAUCGUCGCUUCUGGUGUCGCCAAGGCCAAGGCUGACCACAUCUUGAUCGCGGGCCACGAUGGUGGUACCGGAGCUAGUCGCUGGACCGGUAUCAAGUACGCUGGCCUACCUUGGGAGCUUGGUCUUGCCGAGACCCAUCAGACCCUUGUUCUCAACGAUCUCCGUGGUCGCGUCGUCGUUCAGACAGAUGGCCAGCUCCGUACCGGUCGCGACGUCGCGAUUGCGUGCCUUCUCGGUGCUGAAGAAUGGGGUUUCGCCACCGCCCCCUUGAUCGCCAUGGGCUGCAUUUUCAUGAGGAAGUGCCAUUUGAACACCUGCCCUGUGGGUAUCGCUACCCAGGAUCCCGAGCUGAGGAAGAAGUUUAACGGUACCCCCGAGCACGUCAUCAACUUCUUUUACUAUGUCGCCAACGAGAUGCGAGCCAUCAUGGCUAAGCUUGGUUUCCGCACCGUGAACGAGAUGGUUGGUCGGGCUGAGAUGUUGAUGGUCCGCGAUGACCUCCGGACUAACAAGACGGCCAACAUUGACUUGAGCUUGCUCCUGACCCCGGCGCAUAAGCUUCGCCCGGGCGUGGCCACCUUCAACGUCCGCAAGCAGGACCACAAGCUUUACGUACGUCUUGACAACAAGCUCAUCUCCGAGUCGGAAUCGACACUCGAUAAGGGGCUGCCGUCGAGGAUCGAAUGUGAGGUGGUUAAUACGGACCGAGCGAUGGGUACCUCUUUGUCGUACCACAUCUCGAAGCGCUUCGGCGAGGUCGGACUACCCAUGGACACUGUCCACGUUAACAUCAAGGGUUCUGCCGGCCAGUCGUUUGGUGCUUUCCUCGCACCCGGUGUCACUUUGGAACUUGAGGGCGACUCCAAUGACUACGUCGGCAAGGGUCUCUCUGGUGGUCGCCUGAUCAUCUAUCCGCCUCGCUCGGCGGUUUUCAAGGCUGAAGAAAACGUCCUCAUUGGCAACGUCUGCUUGUACGGCGCUACCAGCGGUACCUGCUUCUUCCGUGGAGUUGCGGCCGAGCGCUUCGCCGUUCGUAACUCGGGUGCCACAGCCGUUGUGGAGGGCGUGGGUGACCACGGCUGCGAGUACAUGACGGGCGGUAGGGUUGUCAUUCUCGGCAGCACUGGCCGAAACUUCGCCGCUGGUAUGUCGGGCGGCAUCGCCUACGUCUUGGACAAGCACCACGACUUCUUGUCUAAGCUCAACACCGAAAUGGUGGAGGCCGGCCCUGUGGAGGAUCCCACGGAAAUUGCGUACCUCCGUGGCCUCAUUGAGGAUCACCACCACUAUACGGGAUCAGAGCUCGCCACGCGCAUCCUCAUGGACUUCUCGAGGGCCCUGUCGCGCUUCGUCAAGGUCCUCCCCGUCGACUACAAGAGGGUGCUCGACGAGGAAGCGGCCAAGAAGGCGUCGGAAUCAGCUCUUCCCAACCUCCCGACCUUGACGACCACUCACCAACCCAAGAAGGCGGACAAGGGCACCAAGCUCCAGGACAUGGAGGAGAUGAUUACCGACGGCGCGGCGGAGAAGAAGAAGAAGGCCCUUGUGCUCGACAAGACAAAGGGCUUCAUGAAGUACCACCGACGGACUGAAAAGUACCGGCCGGCCAAGACUCGGACCAAGGACUGGCAGGAACUCAGCCAGCGGUUGGACGAGGACGAGCUCAAGUACCAGUCUGCUCGAUGCAUGGACUGCGGUGUUCCCUUCUGCCAGUCCGAAACUGGUUGCCCCUUGUCCAACAUCAUUCCCAAGUGGAAUGAGCUGGUGUUCCAGAACCAGUGGCAGGAUGCUCUUGACCGCCUCCUCAUGACCAACAACUUCCCCGAGUUCACGGGUCGCGUGUGCCCCGCUCCUUGCGAGGGUGCAUGCGUGCUCGGCAUCAACGAGGACCCCGUGGGCAUCAAGUCCAUCGAGUGCGCCAUCAUUGAUCGUGGGCCUGCUGGUCUCGCUUGCGCGGAUCAGUUGAACAAGGCUGGCCACACCGUGGUUGUCUACGAAAGAGCCGACCGACCUGGCGGUCUCUUGAUGUACGGUAUUCCCAACAUGAAGCUGGACAAGCGCAUCGUCAAGCGACGAACCGACUUCAUGGCCGCCGAGGGCGUGACUUUCAAGACUGGAGUGGCGAUUGGAACAGACAUCACCCUCACCGAUGUCAAGGCGGAGAACGAUGCGGGCCGCAACCUCGAGGGUAUCCACUUCGCCAUGGAGUUCCUCCACGCCAAUACCAAGUCUCUCCUGGACUCGGAGCUCGCGGACGGCGCGUACAUCUCGGCCAAGGGCAAGGAUGUCAUCGUCAUUGGCGGAGCCCCGCCGGAGCGUGCGCACGACAACCCGUGGCCCCAGUGGCCUCGCAUCUACCGCGUCGACUACGGACACACCGAGGUGAUGCAGCACACGGGCAAGGACCCCCGCGAGUACUGCAUCAUGUCGGAGGAGUUUGUCGACGACGGCAGCGGCAAGGUAAAGGGAAUCAACACGAUUCGGGUAGAGUGGACUCGCUCGUCCAACGGUGGCUGGGAUAUGAAGAAGCUCGAGGACUCGCGGCAGUUCUUCCCGGCCGACCUUGUGCUUCUUUCCAUGGGUUUCUUGGGUCCUGAGGAUCGCGUCUUGGGUGAUGCGAUUGAGAAGGAUGCGCGAAAGAAUGUCAAGACCCCUCCUGGAAAGUACUGCACCAACGUCGAGGGUAUCUUUGCUGCUGGUGACUGCCGACGUGGCCAGUCUUUGAUCGUUUGGGGCAUUAAUGAGGGUCGUCAAGCAGCUCGCGAGGUUGAUCUCUACCUCGAGCAUUGCACAGGCCUGCCUGUGACGGGUGGUAUCAUCAAGACCACGGCGCAGGAAAUCUUUGAGGCCAUUCAAAAGGUUUAA